GCUCCGCCCUCUCCCGAGCCAAGAUGGCGUCCGUGUGCAGCCGGGUGCUGGCGUGGCGUGUGAGUCGGGGCGCGGCGGCCAGGACGGGGUCGGAGUGGGCUUCGGGCUUCUAUCUCACGCCCCAUCCCCCGCAGGUGCUCUUCUCGAGCCGGGAGCUGCUUGGACCCUGUUGCACCUUGCACACCUCUGCUGUCCUCGCCAAGAACCGGGCGGCCCGAGUGCGCGUGGGCAAAGGGGACAAGCCGGUGACCUACGAGGAGGCGCACGGCCCGCACUACAUUGCUCACAGGAAGGGCUGGCUGUCGCUGCACACAGGUAACCUGGAUGGAGAGGACCACGCCGCGGAGCGCACAGUGGAGGAUGUAUUCCUUCGAAAGUUCAUGAUGGGCACUUUCCCAGGCUGCCUGGCCGACCAGGUGGUCCUGAAGCGCCAGGCCAACCAGAUAGAGAUCUGUGCCCUGCUGCUGAGGCAGCUGCCUGCGCACAAGGUCUACUUCCUCGUGGGCUACAGUGAGACUUUGCUGUCGUACUUUUACAAGUGUCCUGUGCGACUCCACCUCCAGACUGUGCCUUCAAAGGUCGUGUAUAAGUACAUCUAGGAUGAUAACCUGCUCCAGAAGCUGUAGCUGGCGGGGGACAGAAAUGUGGGAAGGCCGGAAGUAGAAGAGCUGCAUCGUCUCCCAGGAAGAGGCAUGGCCUGUGCUGCUGUGGAACCCAGGCCUUCAUGCUGUCUGGCCGCCCCUCCUAGAGUUGGGUUAGUUGAGGUGCUUCGGGGCUCCCUGGGAGGCUGCCGGGUGUGCAGUGUAGCUACUGCCUGUGGUCAGAGGACCCUGUGCGGUCUUCCCUCCCAGGCACUUUACCCAGAGUUCCCUGUUUCUGUCAAAAUGAGAUUCAGUUGGAGUGACAAUAAACAUGAAAACAGCCUGGA
This is a messenger RNA of Chinchilla lanigera (long-tailed chinchilla), 928 nucleotides long. It is a transcript of the gene Mrps24, whose product is annotated as mitochondrial ribosomal protein S24. Gene Ontology annotation, cellular component: mitochondrion. The transcript is spliced from 3 exons. Bases 24 to 599 code for a protein of 191 amino acids. Lineage: Eukaryota; Metazoa; Chordata; Mammalia; Rodentia; Chinchillidae. The record is from RefSeq and is a predicted model, not a curated record. Gene Ontology annotation, biological process: translation.